This is a messenger RNA of Callithrix jacchus (white-tufted-ear marmoset), 3091 nucleotides long. RefSeq names its product RASD family member 2 (gene RASD2). Gene Ontology annotation, molecular function: GTP binding; G-protein beta-subunit binding; GTPase activity. NCBI's taxonomy places the organism in Eukaryota, Metazoa, Chordata, Mammalia, Primates, Cebidae. The record is from RefSeq and is a predicted model, not a curated record. Gene Ontology annotation, biological process: signal transduction.
CCCAACCUGCACAACUUGUGGCAGCCUGCAGAGGACCAAGGGGACUGAUACUUCAGCAGGCCUGUGCCCGUUUGCAGUUCAGGGGCUGGAAAGCUCUCCUCUGGAGAGGGGAAGGACUCCUCCUGGGGUGGCGGAUGAGAAAGACCUUUAGAGAACAGGUGGCACUUGAGCCAGACCCUGAAACGUAAGGGGAGGAGGGCGUUCUGCAGGGGGUGGCGUGAGCAAAGGAGUGGAGGCCGAUCUCAGCAGAGCUCAAACGAACUACGGAGACUGGGCUCAGGGGAUCUGGGCUCGGGGGAUUCUGGUGGGCACUGAGCCCCGAGCCAUGAUGAAGACCUUGUCCAGCGGGAACUGCACGCUCAGUGUGCCCGCCAAGAACUCAUACCGUAUGGUGGUGCUGGGUGCCUCUCGGGUAGGCAAGAGCUCUAUCGUGUCUCGCUUCCUCAAUGGCCGCUUCGAGGACCAGUACACACCCACCAUCGAGGACUUCCACCGCAAGGUGUACAACAUCCGCGGCGACAUGUACCAGCUCGACAUCCUGGAUACCUCUGGCAACCACCCCUUCCCUGCCAUGCGCAGGCUCUCCAUCCUCACAGGGGACGUCUUCAUCCUGGUGUUCAGCCUGGAUAACCGGGAGUCCUUCGAUGAGGUCAAGCGCCUCCAGAAGCAGAUCCUGGAGGUCAAGUCGUGCCUGAAGAACAAGACCAAGGAGGCGGCGGAGCUGCCCAUGGUCAUCUGUGGCAACAAGAAUGACCACGGCGAGCUCUGCCGCCAGGUGCCCACCACCGAGGCCGAGCUGCUGGUGUCGGGCGAUGAGAACUGCGCCUAUUUCGAGGUGUCAGCCAAGAAGAACACCAACGUGGACGAGAUGUUCUACGUGCUCUUCAGCAUGGCCAAGCUGCCGCACGAGAUGAGCCCCGCCCUGCACCGCAAGAUCUCCGUGCAGUACGGUGAUGCCUUCCAUCCCAGGCCCUUCUGCAUGCGCCGCAUCAAGGAGGUAGACGCCUAUGGCAUGGUCUCGCCCUUCGCCCGCCGCCCCAGUGUCAACAGUGACCUCAAGUACAUCAAGGCCAAGGUCCUUCGGGAAGGCCAGGCCCGCGAGAGGGACAAGUGCACCAUCCAGUGAGCAAGGGAUGCUGGCAUGGGGCUUGGGCUGUGCCUUCAGGGAGGUGGCCCCAGAUGCCCGCUGUGCACAUUGCCCCACCGAGGCCCCCGUAGCAGGCUUGUUCACAGACCUUGGUACCAGACUGGAGGCCCCCAGGCACUUGCCUCCGCAUAUCCAUCUGCCUUCUCACAGCGUUCCCGAGUCUCCUUGUCCACAGCUCCUUGGUGGUUCAGCUCCUCUAUGGGAAGACACAUCUCUGCAGCCUAAAGAGUUACGCAGAGACCCGAGUUACGCUUUCCUCUCCUGAGGUUGGAAGAAACGCUGAUUCCAGAGGGGUGAGGAUUGCUGCGUCAAAUGGAACGUCCUGGGACAAGAACCAGGAUGGAAAGGACACCGGGACCCAGAUAGGAGAGGUCUCCUCUCUCCUGGCAUAAGACCCAGCUUGGUUUGGGUGGCAGCUGAGAGAACAUCUCUCUUAGCCCCGCAACUCCUGCCCUCCGGUUCAGCUGCCUCUGCACCCCUCUUCUACCCCCAGCUCACACACAAGAUGCCCCCAGCUACCCCUGACAUUGAGCCAGUGGUGGCUGUGUGUUUGAAGGGGGCAUGGCCACAUCCAGACCACGCCCACCUCCUGCCCGAGUUCCUCAGCCUCCCCUCCCCGGUCCUUCCUCUCCGAGGUCCCUCCCCCCGACAGUUGUGCUUUGUUGUGGUUGCAGCUGUUUUCAUGUCAUGUAUAGCAGUAGAAAUGGAAAUCAUUGUACUGUAAAAGCCUAGUGACCCCCUCCUUGGCCAGGCGCUCAUCCAGUUCAGAUCCACGGCCUCCACCAGGGAUGCCUCCUCCGCUCCCAAACAGGGUUCCCAUGGUCUGUCUGCAGCUAGAUAUUGACCUCUGCCAUUGAGCUCUACAGUUUACAGACGAUUGCACGAGAGUGGGGCAGACAGGCCACAGCUGCUUUUUUAUGUGAAAUGCUCCCAUUUCACAGAGGGUACCACCAGGCAAGGACACAGCCCGGUGGGGACAGGAUGAGCCCCAGGCCUCACCCCUGCCCCCCAGCAAGUUCAGGGUACAGCUCCACCUAGAACCAAGCUGUCCUCUACUGUUCUUGUUACUCAAGCAUUUAUUAAGCACCUACUGGGUGCUGGGUUCACUGUGUCCUAGGAAACCAAGAGGGUCCCCAGCACUGGCCCCUGCCCACCCCUGCUGUCCCACCACCCUCUGCACACACACUGGUGAGGGGGCAGGGAGGAGCAGCUGGGACUCAGGACUGAGCCAGGGAGGGCUCCAACAGAGAAGCUCAGGGUGGGUCUUUUCCUUGUGCCCGGGAUUGGGCUGUACUGGGUUUCGAACCCAUAAACCAAAGGCCCUUCUCAUCAGCUCUUAACAAGCAUAUUUUGUAUUUUAAUCUCUCUAAAUGUAUUGAAGUUUUAGGGCCCUAAGGAACCUUAGUGAGUAUCUAAUGGGUCUUUCUGAGGUCCAGAGAGGGUAAGUAACUUUCCCCAGGUCACACAGCAAGUCUGUGGGUGGCAGAAGCAAGCUAGCACUGGGCAUUCAGUACAUACCGUGAUGUGCCCCCUCUUGAUGCUUGGUCCCUGGGGUCUUCAGGGCUUUGGGACAUCUUGUCCUCAACUCUCUCCCUAGCUCAGUCUGUGAGGGUCCCUGUAGUUACUGUGUACACCAUGCUCAUGUAUAUACAAGUACACACAGAUGUACACAUGCCCUGGCCCCUGCCUGUGUACCUGCACCUGCAACCCAGCUCUGGCCCCAGCUCUGCGUACCUGCACCUGCACCCCAGCCUUGGCCCUGCCUGCGUCUGUGCCCAAAGCAGCAGCUCCGACCCUGCCUCUGUCCCCUGCUCCACCCCCUGCCCGAGCUCUCCGAGCAGGCCGGGCACCCUGGCUGCACAGGUGUGUGGUGUACUCACCCAGGCACACCCUGCCGCCAUGGAUCUCCAUGUACACUAUCAAUAAAAGUGGGUUUGUUACAAA